Messenger RNA from Plutella xylostella (diamondback moth), 815 nucleotides. NCBI's taxonomy places the organism in Eukaryota, Metazoa, Arthropoda, Insecta, Lepidoptera, Plutellidae. The record is from RefSeq and is a predicted model, not a curated record.
AUGGGCGAGAAUGCCAUGUUCAUGCACGAUAAUGCACGGGCGCACACUGCUCAAGUUGUAAAUGAGUAUUUUCAUGACGUAGGAAUCCACAAAAUGGAGUGGCCAGCAAGGAGCCCCGAUUUGAAUCCCAUUGAGCACGCUUGGGACGAGCUGGACAGACGUGUGAGAGACCGAGUUCCACCUCCAAUUACACUUCGUGGCUUGAAAGACGCGCUCAUCAAAGAAUGGGAGAACAUUCCUCAGCAUAUGCUGAAGAAUUUGGUAUUCAGCAUGCCCAAUCGCGUAGAAGCUAGAAGAAGAGAGCACAUGGAGGAAACACCAACCCCCACAGACCCCUACGCAGCCAUCACCGCCUGCUCCCGCGCCACAACCGGGGGGCAGGUGCAGCUGUGGCAGUUCCUCCUCGAGCUCCUCCAGGCGGGGGGGCCGGGCAUAGCCUGGGAGGGGUCGGAGGGGGAGUUCCGCCUUACAGACCCGGACGAGGUCGCACGCCGCUGGGGGCAGAGGAAGGCGAAACCGAACAUGAACUAUGAUAAGCUGUCGCGCGCGCUCCGGUAUUACUAUGAUAAGAAUAUUAUGAGUAAGGUGCACGGCAAGCGCUACGCCUACCGCUUCGACUGGGCCGGCCUCGUGGCCGCGUGCCAGGCGCAGGCGCCCGAGCCGCCGCCCUACUGGCGCUACCUGCCGCCCCCCGCGGCCCCCGCGUCCCACGCCGUGGAGGCGCAUCCAGCCGGGCCCUCGCAGCAUGCUAAUGGGGCGCAUGCUAGUGAAGGACGAAGGGAUAACUAGUGAUGCGAGGAUAACGGACUGUUGUG